Molecule: messenger RNA, 1729 nt
Organism: Ooceraea biroi (clonal raider ant)
Lineage: Eukaryota; Metazoa; Arthropoda; Insecta; Hymenoptera; Formicidae
Product: odorant receptor 82a
Biological process (GO): sensory perception of smell; detection of chemical stimulus involved in sensory perception of smell
Cellular component (GO): plasma membrane
Molecular function (GO): odorant binding; olfactory receptor activity
Source: RefSeq, a predicted model, not a curated record
UGUGAAAAUAUUUUUCUGUACCCUCUGGUGUACACAAAUACUUAAAAUCUAAGUUUUACCCGCCCUUUUGAUGAUAUUUUAAUCGUGAAGCGUACGACUUUCUUUUACAGUAUACUUUAUCUCACUGCCUUGAUAAAUCCUAGAUGCAAUUUAAAAUGUAAUGUUCAAAGCAGUCCUCGGCGGAUGAAGCUUUAGCACUACUGAAGUAUCGAUUAUGCGCUGCUUUUACCUGUUGCUGCGAUAGCCGCACUUUGUUGCAAUAAUACACUGUAAGAACUAGCUUUCGCAUUGCAUGCCGCUCAAUGACCGCGCACGCGCUGACAUUACAUUGCGUGCAACAUCGAAGGGAUAGCUCAGUAAGCUGGCUACCUUUCUAAGAAAAUCAUGGGGGACAACACCGUAGACAAUCCCGUCAAUGUUUCUCCCACAUAUUUAGCCGAUAAUGAGUAUAGUAUCCAGAUAAUCCGCUGGAUACUCAAAACGAUAAACCUGUGGCCGCAACCCCCCGGCGCGUCGAUCAUCAAAAAGAUCCGCUCCGAAUUCUUGAUACUUACGUGCUACUGCCUCAUGUUCGGCACUAUGGUACCGAGUGGACUGAGCAUCUUCAUCGAGUCCCAGGAGACCCUCGACGUGAAGCUGCGAAGCUUCGGUCCGCUCACCUUCUGGUUCAUGGCAAUGAUCAACUACUCCUGCCUACUGCUGCACAUCGACGAUAUACGUAGCUGCGUGGAGCACAUGAAGGCAGACUGGCGGAUCGUCAGACGAAGCGAGGAGCGCCAGGUGAUGCUGAAAAACGCCAGGAUCGGUCGGUUCAUCGUCGGAUUCUGUGCGGUGUUCAUGCAUAGCGGUGUGUUAACGUUCAAUACCAUUCGAGGCCUCUCCAAGGACGUGAUCUACACGGAGAACAGCAGCGUGCUGGUCCGCGGGUUACCUUAUCCUUUCUACAGUAGAAUUCUGGACGCGCACUACAGUCCGGCAUACGAAUUCGUGUUUCUUCUGCAGUGCGUCUCGACUUUCCUCUUCAAUUCUGUGACUGUCGCCGUGUGCGGUCUGGCGGCGGUCUUCGUGAUGCACGCGUGUGGCCAACUCAGAAUCCUGAUGUCGUGGCUGGACAAUCUCAUAGACGGAAACGAGCGAAAUAUUUCCGUGAGACGAAAGUUCGCCAUCAUCGUGGAGCAUCAUCUGAGAGUGUUGAACUUUACCUCCCGUAUAGAAAAUAUCACAAACAUGAUAUGCCUCGUCGAAUUAGUCGGAUGUACGAUGCACAUAUGUUUAUUGGGAUAUUAUUGCAUUAUGGAUUGGGUUCAUGACAACAAGCAAAAUAUUGUGUCAUAUUGUAUGUUAUUAACUUCGAUUACUUUCAAUAUUUUCAUAUUUUGUUACAUCGGAGAGAUCUUGUCCGAACAGGGCGGGCAAAUUGGUAGAUCUGCGUAUAUGACAAACUGGUAUCUCUUACCCGGAAAUACAGCACUUGGGCUCACUAUGAUAAUUUUACGAUCAAAUGUAGCUCUUAAAAUUACUGCUGGAAAAUUUGUUCAGCUGUCGUUCGUCACAUUUGGAGGUGUAAUUAAAUCUGCAUUGGCAUAUUUAAAUUUAUUUCGAACAUUCAUUAUGUAAAUAAUAAUGCAACCCCACAGUAAAAAAUAACGAUAUAUAAGAGAUGUUGGAAUUUUCUGGAAAUUAUUAUAUAUGAUGCAUGAUUUGUAGAAUAAAAAACAGUUUUAUAGCG